UUUUCAAUGCGUGUAGGGGCCGCUACGAUACUAUCGAACAAACAACUACAAGUUUGCAGUGUUUUUGUUUUGCGAAGUUGGACUGUUUGGAAUAUCGUAGACAGCUGAAAGAAUUAGAGAAGGAGAACUAAGUUGACAUCGGAUACAAGAGAAAACAAAACUUAUUAUUUUAACUAGCAUGGGGGACGUAAACGUGGAAGUGGAAUACUGUGGUGGAUGUGGAUAUCUCCCAAAAUUCCAAGAGUUAUCGGAUAAGAUUCGUGAAUCUGUACCAUCAGCGAACGUAACAGGAAAGGAGGGACGAACAGGUUCAUUUGAGGUUUCUGUAAAUGGACAGCUCAUCUACUCAAAGCUGCGAACCAUGGCAUUUCCUGAUUUUCAGAAUGUAACAGACAUUGUGAAUGAUGCAGCAGCUGGUAGAGAAAUAAAGUCUGUUGACAAACAGCAGCCUAUAAACUGCAUUAUUUUGUAAUUAUCAUAUAAUUUGCUCAAGAGUGUUGUUGUUCAAUGUUUAAGGAUUUUUCUAUAAAGAAGCUCAAGUAUUGAGCCAUUUUUCCAAGUGUAUCUCUGUGUGAUUUGCUAGUUAAUAUUGUGUGUAUGCAUUCACAAACCUUUAGUCACUUGUUUGAAUCUAAAUAUUUUUAUGGUAUGUACAAACUGUAAUAUAUAUAUAAUAUAACUAUAUGUAAUAAAUACAUGAACUU
Schistocerca cancellata (South American locust) is the source of this 704-nucleotide messenger RNA. RefSeq names its product migration and invasion enhancer 1. Gene Ontology annotation, biological process: positive regulation of filopodium assembly; negative regulation of apoptotic process. The transcript is spliced from 3 exons. The coding region runs from base 179 to 472 and encodes 97 amino acids. The record is from RefSeq and is a predicted model, not a curated record. Lineage: Eukaryota; Metazoa; Arthropoda; Insecta; Orthoptera; Acrididae.